CUCGUUAUGUCUUAAUGGCGUAUCAAUCCUGUGAUCAAAAUUGUUAGAAAUUGUUUUUCUAUCUUGAAGACCUGCCAAAACAGCUAGAAAGGUGCAGUUCGGAUCAAUGAAAGAGUAGAAACAUGCAUGAAAGGCGAUUAUGAUCAUGUGCAAAACAGAGUCAAAUUUUUUGAUUCAGUUUUAUAUCUGGAAAAAUGCAGAGACUGUCAUCUGUUGUCAAAGAGAAAGUGGAAGCAUAUGUUGUCAGUGGCGUCCAAGAGGAAAGAAAGAUAGAAUUACUGGACAAUUUGUCUGUUGCAGUAGAGAAGGUUCAAAGUAAAUUUGAAAAUCCGAUUCAUAACAAAGUUGUAAAAGAAGGGAAAGAAGUUGAAAACUUAUGUUCUUGUCUGGAAGAUAUUUUCCAACAUGGACUUAGAGAAAAAGGAUUUCAAAGUUCCACAAAGGCCUCAGAAAAUUUAUCAUUCUGGGCAGUAAUACAGAAAAUUUCUAUGAAAGAGGACAUCCAGUCAAUUUACAGGCUUUCAAUAGUCCAAACUGAUGUAAAUCGCUGUAGAGCAUGGAUUCGCAUGAAGCUUAAGGAUCAUACCAUUGGCAGCUACAUUGGAUUGCUAACUGAGAAUUCUAAGUUAUUGAAAGAACACUAUAAUACAAAUGCGUUCUUGCGGGAUGCAGUUAAAACUGAGUCUGUAAGAACAUUGUUACAGUAUGUGAUUGCCAGUCUCGAUUUCUACAUAAGCAUCGAGUCCAGCGACCGAUAUGCAGACCGUAAGCCAUCGCUAGAUCGCAGUUAUUCAUCAGCAUCGCCAGAUAUUGAUGUCCGUCAAGAGGCUUUUCAAUCUGGCGAAAUAAUCAAAAGCAGAAGAUCAAGCAAGAGGAAAGCUCGAGCGCCCAUCGUGAACAUUGCACCAAUGAAAGAAUUUGACACAAUGUCACACGCGUCAUCGGACCGAUCAUCGGAUUAUUCUUCCAGAUCUUCAUCCGUUAUAUCCCCUCUUUCGCCACGCUGUGAAUCUGCAGGUUUUGCUGUUAAAAAAGCUGAUACAGGAGUAGAUGUGAAAUUCCUAGAAGGCCACUUGCUGAAGGCGGAAGCGAAGUUGAAUGCUACUGACAGUGCUGGACUUGGUAUUCGAGCUGAGUGUGCUUUCGAUAGAAGUAGAUCCGUCAACAGCUCAUUAAGUGUCGAUGGGUUGGGCAGGCGUGGUGAAUUCAAGGCCAGAUCAAAUUCAUCUGGAUCAUCUCGAUCUCGCAGCUCGCUUGAAUCUCAACGAGAUUCCACUUUCGACUCUUCUCUAUCACAAGAAAUUGCAUCUUCAUACAAAGGCAAGUCAGACGAAUCAUUCAAGUGGCCCGGUGUCGCUGCAGAAGGCAAAAUAAAUGGAGCCGAAGAUUACACAAAACUGCAAGCUGAUACUUCAUCAACUCCCCGAAAAUAUGUUUUAACAGAACAGCAAAAGGGGGAGCUUGUAGAAAUGAUGAGAUCACUAAGGUUUAACAGUAAUAGGCCAUUGACAACUGAAAAAGUACUUGAAAUGAUUCCUGUUCAAAAUAACAUGUCGAGAGAGGAGAUAAAAAAUUACAUUGAUGAGUGUCUGCGAGAUUAUUUUUCUAUGGGAAUCAUAACAACGAUGCAGAAGUCUCCGUUAAAGAAACCGAUUAAAACUGAAACAAAUAUAGAAGUGGCUGUUGACCCCAGGGUUGAUGGCACAUGCAAGGAGAGUAACAAGGAUAAGAUUCCAAACAACAAGCUUGAUUUAGAUGAAAUAAACAAGACCAAGAGCCAGUCGCUGGAUAACUUUUUAAGUGAAGGAAGAGCCACAGUACCGCUUUGGAGCAGCAUGAACACAGAAAUAUCCAAACAUAAACACGGGAAAUCAUCUGACUUAGAAAAGGAAGCUUAUUUUAACGACCGUGAACCUGUUGUUCAGAACAAAAUUGAACGGGACUCAAUUAGUAAGUUCGACGACGGUGUUGAUAGAGAAGACAACUUUCCCAAGGAUAAAAUUGAAACAUCGGUAAACACAGAUUCUUUUCAGGCUGCUAGUCAGCUUUUUGAGGGCAACUCGGUUAAAAAUAACGUCAAAUCUGAUGCCUUAAUCAGGUGUCUGUCCAGUGAUACUGAAAUUCCUGUUGAUAAAAGCAACCCUCGUAUAGAUUAUUCCGAUAUCGACGAGGUAAAGAAAAGAGGUACUGCAGGAAAUGAGUUGCACAGGGUUGACCAUGUAUCAGCAGAAGAUGUGCUUAUUGAUAUAAAUUCUACUUCUGGUUUGCCAGUAACACAAGAGUUGGAGAAUGCCAGAACACCUGUUCUUUUGGAAAAGAAGUCUUUUGCUAGUGAGACUAGUGCAUUCGAAAAGCCAUCUAGAACAGUAGAUAGAACAAAACCAAGUGUUGUCAAUGAAGUAGCAAUAAACGAUGCUUUGAUUGAUGAUCUAGACGAUAGCAUUGGUUUAGUUAAUGGCAAUGAUAAUCCUUUUUUUGAGAAGGGAAACGAGUAUGCGGAGAAAUCUUUUGAGCCAGAUUUGUCGAUCGAUGCUGAUGAGCCAAAUUUUGUUCCUGGUAUUCAUGAUGACCCCCUUGCACAUACAUUUUCACAAGCAAAGCCAAUAACACGAUCGCGAAAGGCAAACACCAUAGGCAACUCUAACAAUCGCCAAUCAACACCGAAAUCUGCCAAAGGGCCAACAAGUUUGGAUCGGGAAACUCCAGGAAAAUUGAAAAUAAAAGUGCCAUCAUCGACUGAGGCUAGUGAUCUUCUGUAUGGCUUUCGUGUGAAAUCGCCUACCUUCGAUUCGACGAAAUCAUCAAUUGAUACAAGUCAAGGGUUCUUGUUUGAUAAUGAUGAUUACAUCACGGAUUCAGAUGCUGAUACUUUUACGACUGGCGAUAACAGUGAAAGGGAUAGGAUCCGUAGUCUGCUGGCCGACCUGGGCGUUAACGACGAUAUCAUUGGAAUGAAAGAAGACCAUUUUGCAACUCCAGAUUCAUUCAUGGGAUUCACUAAUGACGAAGAGCUGGAAAAUGCUAUCGAAACCUGCAAAGAGAGGAUCAAGUCACUGCCUCCUGAUUCUGAAGAGAGAAAACAUUUGGUCAUAAAGCUUGUGCAACUGAGGCUAAAGAAACACGAACUCAAGGAGGCACCUUCAGAAAAUCCUAUGCACGUAAAGAAGAUCCUAGGCCAUCACUUUGCGAAGCAAGGCAAAUCGCCCGGGAACUACUUCUGCGACUCGUGUGGAGCCACAAUAUGGGCUCUUUUACAUACGCUGUAUAAGUGUCAAGAUUGUUCCUUUCACUGCCACCGAAAAUGCUUAAAAUCAGUAGACAAGCCAUGCGUUAGCAGCAAGGUCUCUGGAUCCGUUUACAUAACAGAUAUAACUCCAGAAUGUGGCUUAGCGACGCAGCAAUACAGAUGCGCUGAUUGCCGGCGUAGAUUGAUAUUUCGUGAUGGUUGCUUCCAAGCUCGUCUUUGUGAUUACACUGGUCAGUUUUACUGCUCAAAUUGUCAUUGGAAUGAAACGCAAGUUAUUCCUGCGAGAGUCAUACAUAACUGGGAUUUUGUUCCUCGAAAGAUCUCCAGACAGUCAAAGCAUCUCUUGAAUUUGCUGUCAUUUAAACCGAUAAUUUGCCUGAAGAAAAUGAACCCUGCACUUUUCAAUUUUGUUGAGGAUUUACGUGAUGUUCGGGCCCUUCGAGAGCAAACAUUAAGCAUGAAAAAAUAUUUAGUUUCCUGUCGCAUAGCUGUUGAGGAAAGGCUAUUGCUUAUGCUUAAGGAUCGCCAGCAUUUUGUCGAAAAUUCCGAUGUGUACACGAUGCAAGAUCUUAUGAGCAUUGAGAGUGGAAAAUUAUUGGAAGAAUUAUCAAGACUAACGGCUACGUUUGGAAAACAUAUUAAAUUCGAUUGUCUGAUUUGCCAGGGACGAGGUUUCAUCUGUGAGAUUUGCCCGUCGACUGAUGUGAUAUUCCCCUUCGAUUUCAAUUCGCUAUCCUGUCCAGAAUGUAUGUCUCUAUUUCACAGGUCCUGCUACCGGAAAGGAAGUUGUCCAAAGUGCCAAAGAAUAUCUUUGCGAAAAUCAACAAAGGGGGGAACCCUAAAGAGCUGAACUUGAAUCGAUGCUAAGCAACGUCGUAUUGCAACUGCAAAACUUCGGUAAAAUUCUUAAUGAAAUUUAAUUUAUUCAUGGAAUGUUAGGGAUCUAAUUUUCUUUGAUAAAGAUAAUAUAGAGAUAACUAGGUUUUUCACAUGCAUAUGAACGUCUUAUUAAGUGUGGAUUGCUUUCGUUAGAUUGUUAAAAAACCAAGAAUUAAAUUUGCAUUAUUUCUAAUGUUUUGUAAUGUUGUAGCUGAUAUGCUACCUAAAAAUCAUUCUUUGAUUGAUGAGA
Rhopilema esculentum is the source of this 4376-nucleotide messenger RNA. RefSeq lists its product as uncharacterized. The record is from RefSeq and is a predicted model, not a curated record. Lineage: Eukaryota; Metazoa; Cnidaria; Scyphozoa; Rhizostomeae; Rhizostomatidae.